CCUAAUAUACUUACGAGAAUAUAUAAAUAAAAAAUUUAUAAAUAUAAUCUAUCCUAUCUUAUUUUAUCUAAGGGGAAAGUGUGUGUCAAUCUAAAUGACACACACUGGGUCAUUUUAAAUUAAACGCCGCGUUUUGGUAUGAAAAUUUCUCACCAGCUCUUUGUGUGUCCCCGCUAUUCCCGCGUUCUUUAUUCUCCUUUCUCACUGAAAAUCACAUUUCUCCAUCAUUCUCAUCUCCAUUCUAAAGGUUUGGUUGAGUUGUGUAACUUGUGUUAUGCGAAAUCCGAAGAUGGAGGAGGAAGAGCACGACGUGUACGGAGGAGAGAUCCCAGACGUGGGAGUGAUGGAAGGAGACGUGGACAUGUCCGCCGUCGACGAUGACGUCGCCGUGAAAGAGCUCGACGAGAUGAAGCGGCGCUUGAAGGAAAUGGAAGAGGAAGCCGCCGCACUUCUUGAGAUGCAAGCCAAGGUCGAGAAGGAGAUUGGCUCUGUUCAAGAUCCUUCUAGUGCAGCUGCUUCUCAGGCAAACAAGGAGGAGACAGAUUCUCGGUCUGUUUUCGUUGGCAAUGGUCAUUCUUAUUACUCAGGUUCUAUAAUUAGCGCUGGAAUGCUUAUCUGGGGCCACACGAAGCGCCUCCUUCACAAUCAAAACAGCAAGAGCUAAAUUCACCCAACCGGAAGCAGCGAUUGCAGCAAAAACUGAAAUAAGCUGAUAAGAGAAAUAAUGGGACGCGAAGGGGUGAGAGGAAAGAAAUAGCUAUGUGGUUAAUGGGGAUGAGAAUUCUGAGUACAGAGGAAAGAAAUCUUCUUCAAGGAAUCUUGCAGCACACGUGAACUUGCUUAUAACACAUUCAAGGGGUGGGAAAUACUAUAUGAACAACAAUUGUGAAGGAACCUGUAUAUAUUCUUAUAGAAUUGUGAUAUGUAUAAGUUAGUUAUAUUAGUGUUAGUUUUGUAUUUGGGAUUGAAUGAUCCUUCAACCAAGAUUGAUAACAUUAAUAUAU
Messenger RNA from Gastrolobium bilobum, 1004 nucleotides. RefSeq names its product polyadenylate-binding protein 2-like. NCBI's taxonomy places the organism in Eukaryota, Viridiplantae, Streptophyta, Magnoliopsida, Fabales, Fabaceae. Bases 275 to 664 code for a protein of 129 amino acids. The record is from RefSeq and is a predicted model, not a curated record. The transcript is spliced from 3 exons.